Molecule: messenger RNA, 1174 nt
Organism: Lodderomyces margitis
Lineage: Eukaryota; Fungi; Ascomycota; Pichiomycetes; Serinales; Debaryomycetaceae
Gene: CDR3
Product: Cdr3p
Exons: 1
Cellular component (GO): membrane
Molecular function (GO): ABC-type transporter activity
Source: RefSeq, a predicted model, not a curated record
UGAAUGGAUGUUGCAAGUUGUUGGAGCUGCACCAGGAUCUCAUGCAAAGCACAACUACUUUGAAGUUUGGAGAAAUUCACAGGAAUACCAAGAUGUGCAAAAGGAAAUUGCCACCAUGGAAACUGAGUUGUCGAAAUUGCCAAGAGAUGAAGACCCUGAAGCUAAAUACACAUAUGCAGCUCCUAUUUGGAAACAAUACUUGAUUGUCACUUGGAGAGCUAUCGUACAAGAUUGGAGAUCGCCAAGAUAUAUCUACUCAAAGGCGUUUUUGGUUAUCUCAUCGGCUAUUUUCAACGGUUUUUCAUUCUUCAAGGCUGAUAGAACAAUGCAAGGUUUGCAAAAUCAAAUGUUUUCAGUUUUUAUGUUCUUUGUUCCAUUCAACACCAUGGUGCAACAGUUGCUUCCCCAAUUCAUAAAGCAAAGAGAUGUUUAUGAAGUUAGAGAGGCGCCAUCGAGGACAUUCAGUUGGUUUUCUUUCAUAUCGGCCCAACUCACAGCCGAGAUGCCGUAUCAAAUUGCGGUUGGAACGAUUGCAUUCUUCUGCUGGUACUACCCUCUUGGAUUAUAUGCAAACGCCGAACCUACUGACGCUGUUAAUCAACGAGGUGUGCUUAUGUGGCUUUUCAUCAACUGUUUCUACGUCUACACGAGUACCAUGGGUCUUUUGUGUGUAUCAUUUAUUGAACUUGCUGACAAUGCUGCAAAUCUUGCCAACAUUUUGUUUACAUUGUGCUUGGCUUUCUGUGGUGUGCUAGUAACCGGUGACAAGUUGCCUGGUUUCUGGAUCUUCAUGUACCGUUGCAACCCUUUCACUUAUUUGGUUCAAGGAAUGUUGGCUACAGGGUUGGCAAACACUUCAGUAAUGUGUAGCAAGACUGAGUUAUUAACCGUUGAACCACCCAGUGGACAAUCCUGUUCAUCUUACUUACAGUCGUAUCUUGAAACAGCUGGUGGCUAUAUUGUCGACACAGAUGGGUGCCAAUUCUGUCAGGUAAAAUAUACCAACACUUUUUUGGAUUCGAUCAAUGCUAGGUACAGUGAACGAUGGAGAAACUUUGGACUUGUAAUCUGUUUCAUUGCCGUUAACAUUGUAUUUACAGCUGCCUUGUACUGGCUUGCUAGAGUCCCCAAGGGAAACAGAGAAAAGGACAAUAAGAAGAACGAGAAGAAGUAA